CUUCUCUCCUCUUUUGCAGUGAACUUGCUCGACACAUCGACCAUCCAUGGGGACUGGGGCUGGCUCACGUAUCCGGCUCACGGGUGGGACUCCAUCAACGAGGUGGACGAGUCCUUCCGGCCCAUCCACACGUACCAGGUGUGCAACGUCAUGAGCCCCAACCAGAACAACUGGCUGCGCACCAGCUGGGUGCCGCGCGACGGUGCCCGGCGCGUCUACGCGGAGAUCAAGUUCACCCUGCGCGACUGCAACAGCAUGCCCGGCGUGCUGGGCACCUGCAAGGAGACCUUCAACCUCCACUACCUGGAGUCGGACCGUGACCUGGGCGCCAGCACGCAGGAAAGCCAGUUCCUCAAGAUUGACACCAUCGCAGCCGACGAGAGCUUCACGGGCGCAGACCUGGGCGUGCGGCGGCUCAAGCUCAACACCGAGGUGCGGGGCGUGGGGCCCCUCAGCAAGCGUGGCUUCUACCUGGCCUUCCAGGACAUCGGCGCCUGCCUCGCCAUUCUCUCUCUCCGCAUCUACUACAAGAAGUGCCCCGCCAUGGUGCGCAACUUGGCCGCCUUCUCAGAGGCGGUGACAGGAGCCGACUCGUCCUCACUAGUGGAGGUGCGGGGCCAAUGCGUGCGGCACUCGGAGGAGCGGGACACCCCCAAGAUGUACUGCAGCGCCGAGGGCGAGUGGCUGGUGCCCAUCGGCAAGUGCGUGUGCAGCGCCGGCUACGAGGAGCGGCGGGAUGCCUGUGUGGCCUGCGAGCUGGGUUUCUACAAGUCAGCCCCUGGGGACCAGCUGUGCGCCCGCUGCCCUCCCCACAGCCACUCUGCCACCCCCGCCGCACAGACCUGCCGCUGUGACCUCAGCUACUACCGCGCAGCCCUGGACCCACCAUCCGCAGCCUGCACCCGGCCACCCUCAGCCCCUGUGAAUCUGAUCUCCAGUGUGAAUGGGACAUCAGUGACCCUAGAGUGGGCCCCUCCCCUGGACCCCGGUGGCCGCAGUGACAUCACCUACAAUGCCGUGUGCCGCCGCUGCCCCUGGGCACUGAGCCACUGCGAGGCUUGCGGGAGUGGCACCCGCUUCGUGCCUCAGCAGACGAGCCUGGUGCAGGCCAGCCUGCUGGUGGCCAACCUGCUGGCCCACAUGAACUACUCCUUCUGGAUCGAGGCCGUCAACGGCGUGUCCGACCUGAGCCCCGAGCCCCGCCGCGCUGCCAUCGUCAACAUCACCACGAACCAGGCAGGUAGGCGGAGCUUCUCCGUCCCCCACUUCCUGGCCCCUGCCGCCCUGGGGCCUGAGCGCUGCCUGGACUUGCUGUCCACCAGCACCUGGAGCCAGACGCACUUCACACUCUUGGAGAAGAGGGAGCCGAGGAAGAAACUGAGGUCCUCUAGUGCCACCCACGUUGGAAGUGGCAGAGCCAGGACUGCAGCCAGGUCUGUUCUAGGCGAAGCGGGCCUCCCACCCCGAUGCAGGACACUUGCUCCCCGACACCAGGGCUUCCUGCAGUCAGGAGAUGCCCUCAUUCAACAAUAUGCGUCAUUACUAAGGGCCACGCUCAGUGCCAGGGGCUGCAGCACCGACAAGGAGAUGCAGAGCUACUCCACGCUCAAGGCCGUCACCACCAGAGCCACCGUCUCGGGCCUCAAGCCGGGCACGCGAUACGUGUUCCAGGUCCGAGCCCGCACCUCGGCAGGCUGUGGCCGCUUCAGCCAGGCCAUGGAGGUGGAGACCGGGAAACCCCGGCCCCGCUACGACACGCGGACCAUAGUGUGGAUCUGCCUGACGCUCAUCACAGGCCUGGUUAUGCUUCUGCUCCUGCUCAUCUGCAAGUGGAGGCACUGUGGUUACAGCAAGGCCUUCCAGGACUCGGACGAGGAGAAGAUGCACUAUCAGAACAGGCAGGCGCCCCCACCUGUCUUCCUGCCCCUGCACCACCCCCCAGGGAAGUUCCCGGAACCUCAGUUCUACGCAGAGCCACACACCUACGAGGAGCCAGGCCGGGCGGGCCGCAGUUUCACCCGUGAGAUCGAGGCCUCCAGAAUCCACAUCGAGAAGAUCAUCGGUUCUGGAGAGUCCGGAGAAGUCUGCUAUGGGCGACUGCGGGUGCCGGGGCAGCGGGACGUGCCUGUGGCCAUCAAGGCUCUCAAAGCCGGCUACACCGAGAGACAGCGGCGAGACUUUCUGAGUGAGGCGUCCAUCAUGGGGCAGUUCGACCACCCCAAUAUCAUCCGCCUCGAGGGUGUCGUCACUCGUGGCCGCCUGGCAAUGAUCGUGACCGAGUUCAUGGAGAACGGCUCCCUGGAUGCCUUCCUGAGGACCCACGACGGGCAGUUCACCAUCACGCAGCUGGUGGCCAUGCUGAGGGGCGUGGGUGCCGGCAUGCGCUACCUCUCGGACCUGGGCUACAUCCACCGCGACCUGGCCGCCCGCAACGUGCUGGUCGACAGCAACCUGGUCUGCAAGGUGUCCGACUUCGGGCUCUCGCGGGUGCUGGAGGACGACCCCGAUGCCGCCUACACCACCACGGGCGGGAAGAUCCCGAUCCGCUGGACAGCCCCUGAGGCCAUCGCCUUCCGCACCUUCUCCUCAGCCAGCGACGUGUGGAGUUUCGGUGUGGUCAUGUGGGAGGUGCUGGCCUACGGGGAGCGGCCCUACUGGAAUAUGACCAACCGCGACGUCAUCAGCUCCGUGGAGGAGGGGUACCGCCUGCCUGCGCCCAUGGGCUGCCCCCGCGCCCUGCACCAGCUCAUGCUCGACUGUUGGCACAAGGACCGGGCCCAGCGGCCUCGCUUCUCCCAGAUCGUCAGUGUCCUCGACGCACUGAUCCACAACCCCGAGAGCCUCAGGGCCACCGCCACCGUCAGCCGGUGCCCGCCCCCUGCCUUCGCCCGGAGCUGCUUUGACCUCCGAGGGGGCGGAGGUGGUGGAGGGGGCCUCACUGUCGGAGACUGGCUGGACUCCAUCCGCAUGGGCCGUUACCGAGACCAUUUUGCUGCCGGUGGCUACUCCUCGCUGGGCAUGGUGCUACGGAUGAACGCGCAGGACGUGCGUGCCCUGGGCAUCACCCUCAUGGGCCACCAGAAGAAGAUCCUGGGCAGCAUCCAGACCAUGAGGGCGCAGCUGACCAGCACCCAGGGGCCCCGCCGGCACCUCUGACCAGGCCGCGUCAGCUGUCGGAGGACUCGCGGAGCUGGCCAGUGGCCAUGCUG
Molecule: messenger RNA, 3209 nt
Organism: Tupaia belangeri chinensis (Chinese tree shrew)
Lineage: Eukaryota; Metazoa; Chordata; Mammalia; Scandentia; Tupaiidae
Gene: EPHA8
Product: EPH receptor A8
Exons: 16
Biological process (GO): ephrin receptor signaling pathway; axon guidance; protein phosphorylation
Cellular component (GO): dendrite; plasma membrane
Molecular function (GO): protein binding; ATP binding; transmembrane-ephrin receptor activity
Source: RefSeq, a predicted model, not a curated record